AAACUUCUACAGAAUCAAAUAGACCAGCUAUCACAAAAAUACGAAAUAGCUAUAGAUCAAAAUUUCACUUUACAAAAACAAGACCAUUCCAAAUCUGAACUUAUCAACUAUAUCAACAAAACUCACGAAGAUACCAUUAUGAAGCUUGACCACCUAUCAGAAAUUACAGUUACGCUUGGAGAAAGCUUUAGAAAUAACUAUGAUAAAAUUAGAAAUGAAAUUAAAGAUUUAAAUAGGUUACACCAAGUAAUGAUAAACACUACCGAUGGUGAUAUUGACACUAAGAGUAGUACACUAAGAAAAGUAGAGUUUGGAAUGCACCAAAUUUUGGCGGAGGUGUCCAAGUAUUCGAAAGAAUGUGCUAUAAGUAUUAUUCAAGAAUCAGUGUCGAACAGAUUAGAUACUUUUAAAACAUCAAUUUUGGAUCCAGAAACUGGAGCUCUAGCUAAUGCAACAUCAAAGAUAAAAGAGGACAUCCAACAAGUUUUGCACAAAAUAGGAAUAAUGCAUCAACAAAUGAGAAGUCACGCAGUUGCCCUAAAUCAAUUGGAUAAUUGUAAAGUUAUUGAAAUAAGGCACUUGCUAAGGAGUAAAUAUGACACUGAUGAGGAAACACAAAGUUUUGAGCAAGGACCCCAUCUAUAAUUGGAUGCUUCAGAAGUCAAACGGUGUAAGUCAUAGUUGUAACACAUAUUAUUAUGUAUAAGAAUAUUACAAUUUCCUUGUUUUGUAUUUAUGAAUAUAUAUUACAUAAUAUAUUAUGAUCAAUAAAGACCGUUUACUUAUUUUUAAUAACUACAUAAAUAUAUUUCUGCAACUGUUUUCAGAAACAUCUUAGUAUGUAUCUCAUUUUAAACACAUUGACUUACACCGGUUGGCUUCUGAGGCAUGAAAUUAUCAUUGAUUGCUAUUUUUGUUUGAGAUAAAUGUGCUUUAUUAAUAUGGAUAAACUGAAUUAUAGAGGGUGUAACAAAAAUACAGGUCAUAAACUAAAUCUCAUAUUCUGGGACCAAAAAUAGUUCGAUUGAACCUAUGUUACCUUAGUACAAAUAUGCACACAAAGAAAGUUACAGCCCUUUGAAGUUACAAAAUAAAAAUCGAUUUUUUCCGAUAUAUCGAAAACUAUUGGAGAUUUUUUAAUGAAAAUGGACAUGUGGCAUUAUUGUGGCAGGAGCAUCUCAAAAGGCCAUUAUAGUGAAAUUUGUGAACCCCAUAAAAAUUUUGUGGGGUUUUUGUUCCCUUCAACCCCCCAACCUUUUAUGUACGUUCCAAUUAAAUUAUUAUUGUCGUGCCAUUAGUUAAACACAAUGUUGUUAAAACUUUUAUGCCUCUCAAUAUUUUUUCGAUAAACCAGUUUUAAUCGAGAUGCGGCUUCUUUUUUAAUAUGUUUACAUAAAAAUUUUAUGGGGGUUUUGUGCCUUUAAUUAAACCCCCCAAAUAUUUGUGUACGUUCCAAUUAAACCAUUAUUGCGGUACCAUUAGUUAAACACAGUGUUUUUAAAACUUUUUUGCCUCUUAAUAUUUUCCCCAUAAGGCACCUUUUAUCGAGAUGUGGCUUCUUUUCUAAUAUGGUUCAAAAUAUACCUCAAACUGUAAUUUAUAAAUAAAUUUUCAUAUUAUUACCAGGUCUCUUUAAUCAUACGUGGAUUUAACAAAUAUGCAAAAUAUCUCGAUAAAAACUAGCUUUUCGGAAAAGUACUAAGAGGCAAAAAAGUUUUAAAAAUAUUGUGUUUAACGGUGCCACAAUGAUAAUUUAAUUGGAACGUACAAAAAAGUUUGGGGGGUUUAAGAGAACAAAACCCCCAUAAAAUUUUUAUGGGGUGCCCAAAUCUCACUAUAAUUUCUUUUUAAGAUGUUCAUGUCAUAAGAAUGCCACAUGUCCGUUUUCAAUAAGAAACCUAAAUUAGUUUUCGAUAUAUUGGAAAAGAUCGAUUUUUAUUUUGUAACUUCAAAGGGCUGUAACUUUUUUUAUGAGCACAUUUUUACUAAGGUAAGUUAGGUUAAAUCAAACUAUGUUUGGUCUCAAAAUAUGCGAUUUAAUUUAUGACCUGUAUUUUUGUUACACCCUGUAUAUUAAGAUGUGAGUUUUUAAAACAGUAAAUAAAAUCCAACGAGCCUUAAGGUGGCUUUCUCUUUCACAACUUAAAAACUUAAAUUAUUUUUUCUACAACCGUGUUAAAAAUGCAAUUUAUCUACUCUAUGUCAUAUAUUAUGUAUAAGUUUUUAGUUUAUGAAAACUGUCAUUAUAGAUAGCAGUGCGUGAAGGGUUUAAAGUGUGCGUGAAGUAACAAUGUAUUUUAAAUGGGAUUUACUUUUUCGCACUGUUUUUGACACACUUUCAUAUAUAUAAUCCGAUAUCCUUAACUUUCGCGUUGCCAUGGUGAUGACAUAAUGAGCAAUAAAGUACAACAAAAAUUUUGACAGUUUUGUGGUUUGAAAGAAGUUAGAAUUUUUAAAUGUCAAAAUUGUAAAAAUUCUAGAAUAAAAAUGAAUUCCAAUGACGAAGAGUUAAAUUUUUUUUAUUUGUUUAUCGUAGAUAAAAUAUUGUAUAAAACUGUGCGUGAAGUUCUUUUUGCGAACUUACGCGAUGUAUGGCACUUGCUCCGUUGUCGCUCGUGCUCUAAACAUCGCGUGCGUUCGCAAAAAGCAUACUUCACGAACUGUUUCAAAAAUAACUAUUUUAGCACUCCAUAGGAGCGUUAAAAAUGCUACUAUAAAGCACUAGUGCUUUAAAAUUUUUAAGGCACUGCAGUUAAAAGUGAAUUGUCAAAUUGUGAAACGUCAAAAUAUUUAUAUUUCAUUUAUUAACAUUAAUAUUAAUAGUACAACUUGCGCAAUUUGAAAAAGAUGGUUUAAAAGGUUUUUUAAAAUUCAAUUUAAACUAUAUUAUUGCAUUUUUAACACGUUUGUAGAAAAAAUCUAUUAAAACAUACAACAAUAAAAGUAAGAUGUUAUUCUUUAGUUGUUAUGAUUUACGUAUUGACAGUAUAGGCAGUUUUGAUAUAAUGUCAAGACAAAUAUAAAAAUGGAAUGUCAGUCAAGUUCAAGUAAAAGUUUUUGUAGAUAUUGUCCUGUAAUUGAGAAUGAAUAAAUUAUAAUUGUUGAUAUACAGUAAGAGCUGUGCUACCGGCCACCUGCCAUUAACGGCCAGUUUAAAAAUUCCCCAAACCAAUUAUAUGUAGACUACAAAAACUAGCAAUACCGGCCACCUUUCGGCCAACAAUAUCGGCCAAUAGUUCUUUCAUUUUUAGUGGCCGUUACCGACAGGUUUUACUGUAUAAGACGUUUGUAGAAAAAAUAUUGUAUGAUAUACGUGUUAAAAAGUAGAUUUGUAAGGCACUCAUGUGAAUUUUUCACAAACUUUCACAUGCGUGCAUUAAACGUGUACUUUUAACACUUAUGUCAUAAAUAACUAUUAAAAUACAAUAUAAAUACCGUUGCACGUCAUCUGCGUCAUAACACGUAUUACGUAUUGAGCUCCCUAAUAGCCCAGUCGGGAUAGCAUUUGACCUUGCAUUUGGAGCUGCCCCAAAUUUUAUUUUUCUACUCUUUAGGGAGGGUCAAUAUUAGCAUAAAUUUAAAAUCUCGACAGAAUUCCACAGUUGCGUUAGCCGCCAUCUUGAUUUUAAACGAGAACCGUUUUUGCUCAAUACCUCCGCCAUUUUCAAUUUUUUGACAAAAAGUGUAGAAACUGAAAUUGUUGAAAAUGCGAUUUUCUAUAAUUUAAUUUAUUAUAAUUUUUUUUGUGCGGUCGAUAUUUUCCGAGUUAUGAGGGGAAAAUAGUGACAGUUGUAGCAUAAUUAUUGAAUUAUUAAAUUAUCUCGUUUAUUAUUAGUUUUACAACAAAUAUAUACCUAUACAAAAAUGAAGAGAAUAAAAUUUUGUACAAUUUUGAUGCCGUUCAUUUUUUAAAUAAAAUCAAUAUUUAAGGUAGUACGUAUGUGGUAAAUGUGAGAGCGUAAGACCUGAUUGAUUUUGUAGCAAUUGUUUUUGUUCAAUAUCUCCGCCAUUUUCAACUUUUCGACAAAAAGUGUAAGAACUGAAAUUGUUGCAAUUACGAUUUACUACAAUUUUUCGAGAGAACCAGUGGCGGGUCUAGAAGGGGGAGAAAUGGAAAAAUUCCCCCCCAACAAGGUCCAAAAUUAAAAAAAAAUUGUUGAAACAUCAGGAUAUUUUAGCUGACAUAAAACUUAAAAACUGGCUUUUAGCCAAUAAAACCCGCUAGUUAAUAAAAUUAAUUGAACUUAAUGCAUAUAAUGUCUUUUUAUGUCUUUUAUAUACUUAGUUUGGUUGAUGUGUCAUUGGAAGUUUCAAAAAUUGUAUAAAAUAUAAUUCUCUUUAUUUUUGUUUAUGUACAAUUAUGUUGUAAAGUUCCCCUCCGCUUCCAUUAUUGUCCCCCUUAACUCGGAGAAUAUUGAUCGUAUAAAAUAAUUGUGCCAAAGAAAUUGUAGGAAAUUGCAUUUCCAACAAUUUUCUUUCCCACCAUUUAUGUCAAAAAGUUGAAAAUGGCGGAGAUAUUAAGCAACAACAGUUCUCAUUUAAAAUCAAUAUGGCGGCUAAUGCAACCGCGGAAUUCAGUCGAGAUUUUAAAUUUACACUACUAUUGAUCUCUCCUACAGGAUAGAAUUAUAAAAUUUGGGGCAGCUCGCAAACAAAAUUCAAUUCAAUAAUUAUGCUCCCCCCACCACUUUUUACUAUUUUCCCAUGUAACUCGGAAAAUAUCAACCGCAUGAAAAAAUUUGUUAAAAAUAAAUUGUAGGAAAUUAUAUUUUGAACAAUUUUAGUUGAAAAUGGCGUAAAUAUUGAACAAAAACAUUUGCUAUAAAAUCAAUCCGGUCUUAAGCUCGCGCCAUUACCGCAUACGUACUACCUUAAAUAUUAAUUUUAGCAAAAAAAUGAAAGAAAUCAAAAUUGUGUAGAAUGUAAUUCUCUUCAACGCAUUUCUAACAGAGAAGUCUUAAACAGAGUAGGUCAAGGCGAAGGUGACUUAAUGAAGAUGAUAAAAAAGAGAAAACUUGAAUAUCUGGGGCAUAUAAUGAGAGGUAGCAGAUACAGGAUGCUGCAGUUAAUACUCAAUGGAAAGAUCGACGGAAAAAGAGGAAUUGGUCGAAAGAAAUAUUCAUGGCUCCGAAACCUUCGUCAAUGGACUGGCUUAUCGGCAGAUCAAUUGUUACAUGCCGUACAAGAUCGAGAACGAUAUCGGCAAAUUGUUAUGGAAGCUACCCACGCCUAAAAAUUUGGGCACGGCACUUAAAGAAGAAGAAGUAAUUCUUUUCAUUUUUGUAUAGGUACAUAUUUGUUGUAGAGCUAACAAUAAACGAGAUAAUUCAAUAAUACAAUAAUUAUGCCCCAACUGUCACUAUUUUCCCCUCAUAACUCGGAAAAUAUCGACCGCACGAAAAAAAUUAUAAUAAAUGAAAUUAUAGAAAAUCACAUUUCCAACAAUUUUAGUUUCCACACUUUUUGUCAAAAAAUUGAAAAUGGCGGAGAUAUUGAGCAAAAACGGUUCUCAUUUAAAAUCAAGAUGGUGGCUAACGCAACGGUGGAAUUCAGUCGAGAUUUUAAAUUUGGACUAAUAUUGGCCCUCCCUAAUGAUUAGAAAAAUAAAAUUUGGGGCAGCUCCUAAUGCAAGGUUAGGCCUGUUAUUCGUCUAACCCGACUGGACUAUAAUAAUCUGUCGAUCUUAUGCCAAUUUCUGUCUUAGAAUUCGUUUUUUGUUUUCGCUGCCUCCUUCUUGGAUAUAUAGCAGUAUCUUUUGUACGUUUGUUUGUCUUCUAGGUUUUUUGAGGCUAGCCGUAAAACAGAUCUUCUAAUUCCUCGUUUAACCAGCAGUUUUCCGUGUUUCUACGAAUGAUAUUUUAAGAUAUUUUAAGAGUGUUAUACAUUUCUUCAGGUGAUCCUGUAGGUUCGUAGGUUCGUCAGGAUCUUUUCGGCUAGUCUUAUUCUAUACAAGAAGAUUGUGGAGUCGUGGUAAAAACUAUCUAGGUUAUACAUAUGCAGGUUGCCGAGAUGAGAAAUUAGGUCUUGCUUUUUCCUCUUAUUGCGUUACCUGUUUGUAUUUUAUGAGGGUUAAGGUUUUGAGUAAGUAGUGGCCUGAUCCACAAAAAUUUUGUUUGUGAUUGUUGUCUGGUUAUACAGUAGUCAAUGAUAGAUUUUAACCCCCUUUUACUUUGUUCCCACGUGAAUUUGUGGAUGUCUUUAUGUAUGAUACAGAGUUAAGUGACAUUCAUAUUAUUCAUGUUGGUAACAAGAUGACAUGACAGCGAGGUGACGGUGACAGGAGUCAGGUUCAGGGUUGUUAGGUGAGCGUUACCGGCAUGUGAAAUGUGAACUAGUUAUAAUUGUUACUCAUACAAUAAUUAUUAUCUAAUAUUGUA
Molecule: messenger RNA, 6377 nt
Organism: Diabrotica virgifera virgifera (western corn rootworm)
Lineage: Eukaryota; Metazoa; Arthropoda; Insecta; Coleoptera; Chrysomelidae
Exons: 3
Coding region: 139-645 (168 amino acids)
Source: RefSeq, a predicted model, not a curated record